GUAACAGCCUCUCCUUUGAAUUUAAAUCAAUUAACUAAGAGAAGAAAUGCUCAAAAAGACAAAAGUCCAUCGAAAGAAAAAAACGGUGAAGUCAAGAUUACCUUUGACCAAAUUAGCGAAGACGGUAAAAUCUAAGCUAUUAAUUUUUCAUAUUAGAAUCUUUUUAUUAGGCAUUAUUUAUUCUCAUUAUUUCACCUAUUUAACAUCAUUUCAAAGCAUAGCACUAAUAGUUAGACGUACCAUUAUAAAAAAUGUGUUAAUAUAGAUUAUUUUAACAACAUAAAAAAAACACAAAAAAAAAAUCAUUCCUCUUCAAUUUCAUUUUUUUUUUCAUUUCUUUUCUUUUAGAAAUCAUAAGUUUUGAAAAACUUCGAUAUUGUUUUCUUUAAUAUUUGUACCAAUUUCUUUUUUAAAAAGAAUUAAA
Molecule: messenger RNA, 424 nt
Organism: Rhizophagus irregularis DAOM 181602=DAOM 197198
Lineage: Eukaryota; Fungi; Glomeromycota; Glomeromycetes; Glomerales; Glomeraceae
Source: RefSeq, a predicted model, not a curated record